AUGGGCGACGACUACCCAGCAGUAGGGACGACCUUCUCGCUCCCUCUUCCCGCCAUCCUCGACUCGCUGCGCGCCGUUCGCCCCCUCCUGCUCUCACCCUCCCACGCGCCCUCAUCGACAGACGAGGUCCACCUCGAACCGCGUCAGGUCGAGUUGCAGACGAGGGCACACCCGCUCGGCAAGGGUGUGACGGUCCAGUGCAAGCUGGGGUCGAGGAAGGGCGGGCGCAGGAGACCGGGCGAGAAGAGGCUGUCGGACGACGAGUUGUGCAGCUUCCGCCUCGUCCUGCAACUCUCCGACUCGACCGCUGACCGUUCCGCCCCCUCCUAUGUCGUCACCGAGUCUCUCCCACACUCUCACUACACUCAUCAGCACCAAAACACCCUCUUCCCUCGCGACUGCUUCGAGAAUGACGCCCCCUCCAUCACGCUCGACCCCUCCCCCUCCUCCCGCAUCGACUUCGAAAACCGCCUUCUCGUCUUCCGCUCAGGCUAUACCGUCCCCAUUCUUCAGUCCGAUAUCCCCCGCACGACAGCGCACUAUCGCUCCUCGAACCGUCGACGCCCCGCUGCUUCGCUCGACCACGACGAGAACUGGCGGCUUUGGGAGGAUGUAGUUGGACUUGACGGCGCACGGGAGGCGAAGCGGCAGAGGAGGGAUGUCGUCAGAGAGAUGGGUGGGAUGGGCGCGCUGAAGGCGUGGGGAUGGGUCGACGGGCUUGACGAGUUUGGGGAGGGGGAGGAGGAGGAGGAGGAGGAGGAGGAGCGGCUCGCGGAAGAAGUCGCCCAGCACGGGACGGUCAUGGACGAGGCGAGUGGCCCGAUCGGUACUACUGAGGGUCGAGUGGACGUGGCACGUUCGAUCGGCGAAGAAGUCGGGAACGAGCAAGACGCUGGCGAUGAAGGCGAGCAGAACGGCGUUGCCUCAGCCUCUCCCUCGCCGCCUCCCUCCCUUCCUCCCCAAGGUCAACAAGCAUCGUCGGGAAUCAGCAAGAGGAGGCGUUCGAGGACAACCGCCUCGCCCGCCUGGCUGCCUGGCAUCGCUCGCAGCUCCCGCCACGCCACUCGCCGCGUCGCCUCUGUCGAAAUCCCGGAGGCCACGGAUACUGAGCGCAACGUCUACAGCGGGAUAGCGGCGGAACAGCAGGAGCAGAUCGACGAGAUGGACGAAGCGAUGCGACAGGACGAGGAGGCGCUCGACAAACUCGCUGCAGACGUCGCAGCUUUCCUCAUCCGCCCGCAAAGGAUGCAAAUUAUGUCUCGAUCUACCACGCUCACCGACAUCGCAGCUCCUUCAUCCUUGACGCCUUUCACGCCUCCUCCGCGCAACUUCCGCCCUGCUUCGCCCACAUCGCCGACCGACUCUGCCGUCACCGCCUCGUCGCCCGCCGGCUCGUACUUCUCACCUUGCGGAGAACGCGACACGUCGCUGUCGAGCGUCGAGACGCCGACUCGAACGUUUGCGCGGCCGCGCGCUCGCAGCGUUCGUUUCGCCGACGAGGAAGAGGCGAAGCAGGUUCGCGCGGCGGUGAGUGCGCCGGCGAGCGUAAUGAUGGAGUGCAAGCACGAAGAGAAGCAGGAGUUGGUGUCGGACGACGUCGACAAGGAGCGGGAGCUCGACAAGGAGCGGGAGCAGCAGGCGCUUCAGGGGCUCCUCGGUCUCUCUGGCUGGCGACCGCAGCUGUCGCAUCCUUCGAGCGACGUUAUCCAGCAGUCGGCAACAGCGGCGCCUGUCGCUCAAGCGCCACCCCAGCCAGCCGUCUCGCACGCUCUUCCCGAAGGCAACGGCGCGACCGCCGCCUCGCAAAUCCCUGCCGGCCCGUCUCCCUCGGCGACCUCAGCCCUCGCCUUCCGCCCUCGCGUCUCCUCAAAAGCCGCAGCUCGUCGACUAAUGCCUGCGUCUGCACUCUUCAUCCCCAGCACACGCAAGAGCGCGCUGACCUUCUCAAGUCGCGCUUCGAAGCCAUUCACGCCUCUCACGGUGCAAGCCAGCGGUGCUGCGAGGGCCGUGGCAGUUGCGCAAGCGAGUGCGCGAGAGUGGGAGGGGCGGCAGCAGCAGCAGGGUGCGAGCGGAGGCGGAAGGGUUGGGGGGUCGACGUUGUCCGAGCAAGAGGAGAUGGCGCACGCAGAGGCUUUCAAGGAACGCUUGUGGAGAAGCGGCGGAGACUUUGAAGGGGGAAGGCUCGAUUCGCUGUACUCGGCUACUACGCUCGCGAAGAAGCUCGAGCAGAUCCGUACCGUCACGCCUUUCGCGACUCCCUCGAUCUUCCGCACUCCGUCAAGCGCGGUCUACCUCUCCCUCCUCAGCACGCCGCACCGUCCUUCUCGCGCUCGCCUCCCCAGCCUUCAGUCUCUCCCGACUUUCGACACUCCGCCCGACGUCCUCGCUCUCUUCAACGACAAGCGCGUUCGUCUCGCUCUCGAGUACCUCUACGGCCGGAGCGUGUCGACGAAUGAGAUGGCUUUCCUCGAGCGGCGGGAGAAGGCGGUCUGGGCGCUGGCGAGGACGAUGGCGGCUGUGGCGGACGUCAACGAGCGUGCGAUGAGGGUGCGAAGUAGCGGCAUCGAGCACAACGAGCCGAAGUGGCAGGCUCGCGGAUAA
This is a messenger RNA of Rhodotorula toruloides NP11, 2601 nucleotides long. RefSeq lists its product as uncharacterized. The transcript has 3 exons. The coding region runs from base 1 to 2601 and encodes 866 amino acids. NCBI's taxonomy places the organism in Eukaryota, Fungi, Basidiomycota, Microbotryomycetes, Sporidiobolales, Sporidiobolaceae. The record is from RefSeq and is a predicted model, not a curated record.